Molecule: messenger RNA, 1958 nt
Organism: Corticium candelabrum
Lineage: Eukaryota; Metazoa; Porifera; Homoscleromorpha; Homosclerophorida; Plakinidae
Exons: 11
Coding region: 633-1304 (223 amino acids)
Source: RefSeq, a predicted model, not a curated record
UGCAACUGCGAUUUUGACAUAAACGAAGUGCUGUCUUUUUGCGCACCUUUCGAGCAGUAACCUGCGCCGUUUAUUGAAAGGGGGCCUCAGUUUUUGUCGUCUGCUGAACGUGGUUUUCUCGGCACAAAUCAACUUCAAUAAAUUAGGCGACAGGUGUAUACAGUGGAUAUGCAUUUUGGCAACUGGCAUUAUAUUUCAAACUAGGCAUUGGUUGUUAUAUGGGGAGAAGUCUUAACAGAAGACCUAUCAGACAGGUGCCAACUGGUUCUUCUAAAGGCAGGAAAAUCUUAGACUUGGCCAAAGUCAGGGGAGAUGAUAGAUGGCAUAUCAAAUCCCAAAGUGAUGAAAGUACAACCUACAGGAUACAAAGAACAGCUUUUGAAGCCCGUUUCAAAGAAAAUUGCAAGGCCAUUCAUUGCAAUGAAGGCGACUGUAAACCUUUGUGUAGACGGUACUAUCACUGUGACUGCUUUGGGUACAAAACAGGUCAUCUGUGUAAACAUGUGCACAAACUACACACUUUCCUGAGAAAAGAUUUGACACUGACAACAGAGCAGCAGACUGAGAAUGAAUACCCAUUCAAAGAUACACAACAGACUGUAUCUGAAAUAAGAAUACUGCAAAAUCCUUAAAUGACACAGAUUGCCUGCCUACUCAAGAAAAAAAUUGAAUGUCUAGCUAAGAAAAUCACCAGUCAAGCAGAGAAAAAGUGCAUUUCAAGAGUACACUUGCCUCAGAUACUGUCCCUACUCAAACAAGCUGACCUCCUCUGUGGAUUGCCCACUAAAGAGAUGGAUGCAAAUGGUACCACUCAAUUUCGUAAGACAAAGUUAAUUGCAGCACAAAAGAAAUUAGAGCGUCAGAAUAUCAAUUUUAAAAGAAUUUCAAAAAGGGUGAAAGCUAAGUCCAAAGGAACAUUGCAAGCACCAGACCAAAGUGAAGCUAAACGCAUUAAAUGCGCCUACAAACUAUGCAUCUUGACAAAGUUGUGGGUCUUUGACCAUACAUCUGUAAAAGCUAGCUGCACUACAGUAAGUGACAGCUCUUGUGCUCAGUGCUCUCACUGGAACUGCACUGGAGUUUGUGUCAAGCCUAAGGAUAGUCGGAAAGAUAGUCUGGAUGGCAUAAAGAGAAUUUCAUAUGUUCAUAUGAUGGAGGGAGUACUCAAUAAAAGUUGUCCCGGAACUGUAGUGGAAAUUCCAGAAGCAAUCAUCAGAGCAAACAUUGCUCCAAAAAUUGUGUCACCAUCUGUUGCUUUAGAGGAAUUCUUAGCAAAGCAGAAGCGAAGACUAGACAAUGUUUGAGGAGAUGGAAACUGUCUCUUUAGAUCUUUGAGCAAGCAGCUAUUUGGCACCGACUGUAGGCAUGUGUCCCUCAGGAUGUACACUUCCGAUGUGCUCAUUAUGAACAGUGACCGGUACAAUGUAAUGUUUAUACCCUAUCAGCAAACAUUAAUAUUCAGCCAGCACCUCAAAGCAAUACAGAAACUUGGCACUUGGGGAUCACAAGUCAAAAUUCAGGCAGCAAACAUUCAGCAAAAUUCAGUAAACAUUCAAUUAAUGCGCAACGUUGAUUGCGUUGAGCAGGUCCAAUAUCAAGUACACAUGAAGACUCGUUUUCAUCUAAAUUUUCUAAAACGUAGACCUUACAUACGUAUGUAUUAUUGGCAAAGGUCAUACUACUACAGGUGGUAAUCAAUGCCUCAUGCUAUUAGUUAACAAAGUCACAGCACUCUCAUGGGCAGAAGUUGGGAGAUCAACAGCAGCAGCACAUGUACAAACAUUUACACAUGCAAAUGCAGUUAUACACGUCAGCAAACAGAAGAGAAAGCUUUCGAUGACAAGAAAGGUAGAAAUGCUUUUAGUAACUCCGGGAUCCUUGUUGGCACUGACCUAUCUCUGCAUGUUACUGAUUUGGCAUAAACAUGCACAUGCAAUGUAACAGAACAAGUUAGUUUA